AUGAAUGUGAUGGAAAAGAUUAAAGAAAUAGAAAACGAAAUGGCAAGGACACAGAAAAACAAGGCAACAAGCAAUCAUCUUGGAAUCCUGAAGGCCAAGCUGGCCAAGCUCAGAAGGGAGCUGAUGUCGGCUCCGAAGUCCGGUUCGUCUGGAGAGGGAGGAUUCGACGUUGCAAAAACGGGGAUAGCAAGAGUAGGGUUUGUGGGAUUCCCGAGCGUCGGGAAAAGUACCCUCAUGUCCAAGCUUACAGGUACGUUCAGCGCCGUUGCUGCAUAUGAAUUCACCACCCUGACGACAGUUCCUGGCGUACUAAGCUAUAACGGAGCAAAAAUUCAGAUUCUGGAUCUUCCGGGAAUAAUUGAGGGGGCAAAGGAUGGAAAGGGUAGAGGAAAGCAGGUCUUGGCUGUUGCAAGAACGUGCUCACUCAUCAUAGUUUGCCUUGACGUCCUCAAACCUGUUUCGCACAAGGCUGUGAUUGAAAGAGAGCUUGAGGGGGUUGGGAUCAGGCUCAACAAGCAGCCUCCGAAGAUUAAAGUGACUAAAAAGGACAAGGGAGGGGUGACGCUUAUCGGAGAUAGCCUGGACCUUUCCACUGUGAAGGCUGUGCUUGGGGAAUUUAGGAUAUCGAAUGCAGAAGUCAUAACGAGUGGGCCGUGUACGAUUGAUGACCUUAUUGAUGUAAUCGAGGGAAACAGAAAGUAUGUUCCAUGCAUAUAUGUGCUGAAUAAGAUUGACUCGAUCAGUGUGGAGGAGCUGGACCUCCUCUACAAGAUCCCGCACUCUGUUCCUGUGUGUGCACAUUUAGGAUGGAAUUUUGAUUCGCUACUGUCCAAGAUGUGGGACUAUCUCGAUCUUGUAAGGAUAUAUCCGAAGCCGAAGGGAAAACCCAUUGACUAUGAGGAGCCUGUGAUCCUCAGGAGCAGUAGAAGAAGCGUAUCUGACUUUUGCAAUGCAAUACACAGAGGGAUUCUUGCAAAGUUCAAGCAUGCAUUGGUUUGGGGAACCUCCGUCAAACACAAUCCACAAAAGGUUGGGAAAGAGCACAUUCUGAAUGACAGUGACGUUGUCCAAAUUGUCAAGAGCGUCUAA
Encephalitozoon hellem ATCC 50504 is the source of this 1089-nucleotide messenger RNA. RefSeq names its product putative GTPase. Gene Ontology annotation, biological process: cytoplasmic translation. The transcript has a single exon. The record is from RefSeq and is a predicted model, not a curated record. Gene Ontology annotation, cellular component: cytoplasm. Lineage: Eukaryota; Fungi; Microsporidia; Unikaryonidae. Bases 1 to 1089 code for a protein of 362 amino acids. Gene Ontology annotation, molecular function: GTP binding; GTPase activity.